AUGGACUUGGGGGCGAACCUAGCAGACGGGGGAGGGGUCCGAGGAGGAGGGGAAAUGGGAGAGAAGGGUGGGGAAUUGGAAAGGUUGGCUGGAGAGGGAGGAGGAGGAGGAGGAGGAGGAGGAGGAGGAGGAGGAGGAGGAGGAGGAGGAGGAGGAGGAGGAGGAGGAGGAGGAGGAGGAGGAGGACAUGUAGGAUUGGACGGCGCCUUGUCAGCUGUGGCGGCAUGGCCUGUGGUUGGUCAGAAUCACCAUGUGAGUCACGUGGGCAGAGAAGAGAGAGGGCCAUGGGUGGGACGCAAGGUGGGGGAGGGAGUGCCGCAGCUCACAGCAGCACCGGAGUUUGGGGUGCAGAACGGGACUUUGGAGGGAGGGAGAGAAGCACAGAGCGCUGCUGGUAGUGGCAUCAGCUUUACCGCCGUCAGCUCCGCCAGUGCUGCUGGUAGUAGUGGUGUGAUUG
Closterium sp. Naga37s-1 is the source of this 457-nucleotide messenger RNA. The record is from the annotation of a GenBank genome assembly. NCBI's taxonomy places the organism in Eukaryota, Viridiplantae, Streptophyta, Zygnematophyceae, Desmidiales, Closteriaceae.